Molecule: messenger RNA, 1491 nt
Organism: Leptosia nina
Lineage: Eukaryota; Metazoa; Arthropoda; Insecta; Lepidoptera; Pieridae
Source: the annotation of a GenBank genome assembly
AUGGCGUUAGUAUUGUUGUGGGUUAUCUUCUUUUUGAUAGUGGUAUUAUUAUUCCUUUGGUAUGCGCAUGAGACAUCUAGGAAAACAAUUCUUAUGAAAAAGAUACCGGGAACUAGGGGAUGGCCAAUCUUAGGACCAGCGUUUGAGUAUCUUUUGACACCUGAGCAGGUGUUUACAAAACUUCGAGCAAAGUACAAAACUUUCAAGGGGAUAACGAGUCUGUAUAUAUUCAGAAAUGGAGCGGUUAAUAUUUACGAUCCAGAGGACAUAGAGAAAGUCCUAUCAUCGACACGCUUUAACACUAAAAAGCAACCAUAUGAUUUCCUCAUGUCAUGGCUAGGCGAGGGUUUGCUAGUAAGUAACGGGCCAAAGUGGUAUGAAAGACGCAAAAUGCUUACACCCGCUUUCCAUUUUAACAUACUAAAGAGAUACACACAGUCCUUCAUCAAUAACACAGAGCAGUUUUUAAAGGAAGUCCAAAACGAAGUUACAAAGGACCAAUCUGAUUUAACUUCCUUGAUUUCGAAGGCUACUUUAAGAAUUAUGUGUGACACUGCUAUGGGCAUUUCAAUAGAUGACCACAAACAAUCAGAAACCAAGAAAUACUUUGAAGGCAUACACACAGUCGGUCAAUGCAUCGUUCAGAGAAUUUGCAGGAUUUGGUACUUUUCAAGUUUCAUUUAUGGCCUAACUUCACAUGCUCGCAGAGAGGCGAAAGCUGUUCUUAAUUUACACAACUUCACUGACAAUGUUAUAAAAGAGAGGAAGACGAAUCUAGAAGAUACAAGAACAGAAACUGCUAAUGAUGGCAAGGGAAAGUUGGCUAUGUUGGACUUAUUACUUCAAAACGAACGAGACGGCAAAAUUGAUUUGCUAGGUAUAAGAGAAGAAGUGGAUACAUUCAUGUUUGAGGGACACGACACAACUGCCACAGCCCUUACGUUUUUAAUUAUGAGAAUUGCUAACGAGCCGGAAAUACAGGACAAAAUUUAUGAAGAACUAGACAGCAUAUUUCAAGGAAGUCGGCGGCUACCAACUGUGGAGGACUUGAACGAAAUGAAUUACUUGCAAUGCUGUAUAAAGGAAACUCUGCGAUUGUAUCCCAGUGUCCCUUUUAUCGCCAGACAAAUUAAGGAGGAAGUGGUACUAAGUGGUUAUACAAUUCCGGCUGGUGUAAACUGCUAUAUUCAUAUCUACGACCUCCACCACCGUGAGGACAUUUAUCCAGAGCCGGAGAAAUUCAACCCAGAUAGAUUUCUGAUGGAGAAUAUCGAUAAUCGUCAUCGCUAUUCAUUCAUACCUUUUAGCGCGGGGCCUAGGAACUGCAUAGGACAAAAAUUCGCAUAUCUGGAGAUGAAAGCGGUUAUGACCGGACUAUUGAGGAAGUUCAGAAUUGAGGCAGUAACUAGAACCGAUGAACUGGUUCUAAUCAGUGAUUUAGUUUUGCGCAACGCGAAGCCGAUUUACGUUCGAUUCCGCGCGAGACAAUAA